Molecule: messenger RNA, 1167 nt
Organism: Girardinichthys multiradiatus
Lineage: Eukaryota; Metazoa; Chordata; Actinopteri; Cyprinodontiformes; Goodeidae
Gene: psmb1
Product: proteasome 20S subunit beta 1
Exons: 6
Coding region: 95-808 (237 amino acids)
Cellular component (GO): proteasome core complex
Source: RefSeq, a predicted model, not a curated record
UUAGUUUGGGUAGAGGAAGAGGGUGCCAUACUACAGUGAUACAGCGGGUUUAGCAUAGGAGAGCUGUAGUCUUUCCCCGUUCUUUGUUUCUAAGAUGCUUUCAGCUCAGAAUUUUGGAGGUCCUGGGAAGAUGAAGGAUUAUCAUUAUACCGGCGCAGUAGAAAACCGAUUUUCACCUUACGCUUUCAACGGAGGAACUGUGCUAGCUGUUGCUGGAGAAGAUUUUGCCAUCGUAGCAUCUGACACCAGGCUUAGUGAAGGCUACUCCAUCCACAGCCGUGACUCCCCCAAAUGCUACAAGCUGACAGACACAACUGUCAUUGGCUGCAGUGGUUUCCAUGGUGACUGUCUUACACUGACAAAAAUCAUUGAUGCCAGGCUAAAGAUGUACAAACACUCAAACAACAAAACUAUGACCAGUGGAGCCAUCGCAGCCAUGUUGUCCACCAUCUUGUACAGCAGGAGGUUCUUCCCAUACUACGUCUACAACAUCAUUGGAGGACUGGAUGAAGAAGGCAAAGGAGCAGUGUACAGCUUUGACCCCGUAGGCUCCUACCAAAGAGACACCUACAAGGCUGGAGGAUCUGCCAGCGCCAUGCUGCAACCAUUACUAGACAACCAGAUUGGUUUCAAAAACAUGGAGGGGGUGCAGCAUGUUCCUCUGACUCGGGAAAAAGCUGUUCAGCUGGUCAAAGAUGUCUUCAUCUCGGCUGCAGAGAGAGACGUCUACACUGGAGAUGCCCUUCGCAUCUGCAUCAUCACAAAAGAGGGCAUCAAAGAGGAGACAAUACCACUGAGGAAGGACUGAGGAGGACAAAAUGAUUUGGUUUCCUCUUCAUCUAUUCAACAUUCUGCUUAUUUGGCCUCUUUACAAAUGUCUCCCAACAUAGCACUGUUGAUCCAGAGGUUGAUAAAAUCCCCAAAUCCCCAUGUCUAUUUGGCUAUAAACUAGAGGGAGGAUUUGUGUUUUUCAUUCCCCCUACUUACAAUAUACUGCUUAUAUGGUCUGUCAGCCUUCUAUAGGAUCAGCAUUCCUAUUUUCAGAAACCAGCUAAUUCCUCAUCUUGCCUAGACUCUUCCUCUGGAUGUUCACUUAUGGUUUGGACGGAGACGUGUUCAGCUAUUCUUUUUACAUUCUUAAUAAAUAUAAACAAUUCAAGAACUCUA